AUGGGCAACUGCAUCAAUAGGGUGCCUCUGUUAGGAUCCCCUUCAGAAGAGGACCAAGACGAGGCAUGGAAGAGACAGACGCGUGGAAGGAUAGAAAAUAAACUUUACACACUUGUGGACUUGAAAGGUCCCAAUAGCAACACAGAACUGGUUCAAAUCUGGAAAAAAAGUGGAAGGCCAGGAUUUAUAAGUGAGCUUCAACGCAAUGAAAUUCUACUUCCUUAUUUAUAUGAACAAGGCGAAGGAAAGGAGGUUACGGCUGAGGAGAUGAAGGAAUGGCAACAUGAAAAAGAGCAUGAGGUGAACAAAUAAACAAUGAAAAAAAUACACUUCCGUUGGGUUCGUUAAUUAGCUUUUAGCAAUACAUAAUCAUACAGUGUCUACACCUUACUAAACAACUAGAACCAUCGUCUGCAGCACAGUCAAUUAACAGCGCAACAGACAACAGUAAAGUGCUGUCCAGUAGCUUUCAUUGGAAUGGGCACUUCAUUCACAAUCUCAAAAGUUAGGACCACCUUGUACAGCAUAAUAAACAAUACCACAGGAAAGUACUGCUCAGUAGCUUUCAUUUGAAUGGUCAUACUUUAAUCCACAAACUCAUAAGUUAGAACAACAUUGUACAUCAAAAUGAGCUGUUACAAUUUCAUUGCGCACUUGUCAGUUCCUUGAUAUGCCCGCGGAACUUUUGUUAAACAACAAAUUGAUGCCUUGACAAUGGUCUCAAGAACAACUGCUCUUUCUUCAUUCUAUAGUGAUAAAAAAAAAAAACUUAUGAUUUUUCUAUUUCACCAUGAUCAGUAGCCAUUCCUGACAUAAUUUUUUUUUCACAUACUUUUUUCUUUUACAGUUCAAUAAACACGCAAUGAAAAACAAAGACGAUUCAGAACGCACACCCCGCAAAGCGUGCUGGUCUCUUGAGCACCGUGGUACCCUGGGAGAGACAGCAUUACACUUGUGUUUCUUGAGCAACAAUCCAAUGAUGAUCGAGAUGGCACGGGCGCUAUUAGAACUCUACCCCGCGAUGGCAUUUGACCAGUAUGAGGGACAGGAAUAUUACGGUGAGUGGAAUAAAGCAUAAGAGCCAAGAACGUUCGUUAGCUUUCAGUUGCUCAAAAUGCCUCGUACUUAAAUUUACCCUGUAUUCAUAAUGCCCCUUGUUUACCCCAAAUGUCGCCUAACCGUUGUCUUUUGUUUUCUCUUGGGACGACUGUAAUACCCAGGAGAAAUUGGAAACAAUGCAUGGUAAUGAAAAAUUGUUUCAGGAGGAAACAGGGUGCAUUAUGGUCUAUAUGGAAAUGGGGAAAAAUCUAGCAAACAAAGUCGAUACCAUCUUACAUAGCAUAUAGAUACGCGCUAAAGAAAACCACUGCUUCGUGACAAAAAGUUUGAUUAUUCAAUUUACUUACUUAAAAUCUCCUUUUUGAUGAUUGAAAUAAGAGCAUAUCAGAAAACAAUUUUUAAGAAAAUCUAUCUCGCGAAGAUUUCUAAUGUGGUCGAUUCUCUUAGCGAUGCUUUCGGUGGAGGAAAGUUUGACAAAGAUAAGACCCAAAGGAGUUAGACGCUCGUACCGUAAGCUGCGGAAAUUGUUGCGCCCUUUUUCCGUAAGACCGGAGGAAGAACAUGACUCCGCAACUUACAGAACAAACCAUGAAAAGGCGGAGGAAACAUGCUGACAGCAGAACGUAUAAAUUUCAACAAUGAUUAAAUACAACACAAUUCUACAGACCCACCACCAGAGAAAAAUGGUUUGGUCCUUUAUCGCUUUUUCAGGUGAGACAUCGGUGCAUAUCGUGAUAGUCAACGGAGAUCUGCACUCGUUAAAGCUUCUGAUUGGUCGAUGUGGUGCUGAUGUUAACGCACGCGCACAAGGGAGGUUUUUCAUGCCAGAAGAUUGUAAGGAUAAAAUGAAACAGGUUACCGACUAUGAGGGUAAGUGCCACAUGUUUACCAGUUUUCAGAUUUUACAUUCUACCAGUUCUACCCACCUUUAACGGUUAGAAAACUCACGAAGAAAAGGAAACUUUAAAACACUGCGCUUCCAGUAGAAUGGUAACGUUACAUUCUGUUCCAGAAAUUAUUCUAGAAAUCACACCGAAUUUCUCUUGCUGUGAUUGCAAGAAACGUUAAGAAUUUCUUCAUUUUGUUCCCCCCAAAUCAUUUUCGUAUUCCUUCCUCAUCUGGUGAAAUUGACAUUUUAUAAAACAUUCGAAUCCAAAGAGCUUUGAAUUAAGUACAUAAGAGUCAUGCAUUCCGCCCCGUCAUACUUAGUCGAUCGAACCAACCAUAAUCAGAAGGUGCAAGCUAGGAUUACAUUCAAAUCAAAUUUAUCGCUUGUUCUAUAUCUAAACCAACUUGCUUGUAACAAACAGGUUAUGCCUAUUAUGGUGAAUACCCAGCAUCCUUUGCAGCUUGUUUUGAAAACGAGGAGAUGUACGACUACCUUAUAAGGAAGGGAGCGGAUCCCAAUAGACAAGACACAUUUGGCAACACCGUAUUACACCUGUGUGUUAUACACAAUAAAAUCGUAAGUACACGCUUGACUUAACAGGCUUACCAAUAAUGUAUACGCUCGCAUUUCUUGUUAGCUAAGAUAAGCAUCAUCAUUGAACUGGGACGAUCGUCAAUGCGGAGCAGUUUUCCAGACAUAAACAAAGGUCUCGCUCAGUUUCGUGGUUGAGCAAAAAUUCGAAAUAGUCCCUGUCAUUAUUACCGCAAAUGAGGUUUUCUCCGAAAACAAAAGCCUGCAUUCUUUGAAGUUAUUUUUCGCUAACUUUAUAUUUGCUAAUUCGUUAUAAUAAAUUCUGUUUUCCACCACCCUACCCCCCCACAAUCUUGCGUAAACUAUUAUAUUGAAAUGCUCCUAGAAGAGCUGAAUAUUCCCAAGACCAUUUGAAAACAAUAACUUAUGCAAAAAUAUUUUUGAGGCGAGGGGAUGUCAAGCAAGGUGUAUUAUGAGGGAUUUGAAAAUAGUCAAUUGCUCAUUCAUGUUUGGCAGUUUCUCACGAUGCCCCUAAAGAUUUGGAAAGUUGCUUAAUAAACCAUUUGAAAGUAACAACCGAUACGUCGUUUGCACUAAGCAACUCUACUAUGUACAUGUAGUACCUUACUUGUCGCAUAGUUGCAUCAAGAGAUAAAAUUACUUAGAUUUUCUACUUCUACGCCAGGAACUAUCAAUGAAUUCUCUUUCCGUUUUUCUUUUGUUUUAUAGGACAUGUUUUUUCACGCUACUCGGAGAAAACACAAGAUUCGAGGCGAUCCAUUUGUCAGGAAUAACCAAGGUCUAACCCCGCUGACAUUAGCGGCCAAAUUAGGGAGAAAAGAAAUGUUUCAUGAAAUUCUUGAAUAUCAGAGCAUGGUAAGAAACCAUCUGAUAAAAGAAAAAAGAUCGUGUAAUAAAUUACACCUGAACCUCGAAGCAGUAAAUUGGAAGAGCACACUUGCAUUUUCUUUUUCAAUCAAUAAGGUGGUAGAAAAAGUUCAGUUUUUCAACUGGUCAACAGAUUUGUUACCAUUCAUUGUUUUUAACGUGUAGCAGCAUGGUAUGUUUUCCCAGGCUAAGCCCGGGUUUACACGUACGACGCAAGUGCAAACCGUAGGUAAAUAUAAAAGACAUGUUCAAUCGGUUCCAUGCCAUCACGGCUAAGAAAAAGGACUUGGACUGCGCAUGCGAAUAUGCUGUCCUUGUGUGCGUUGGAAGUGUAAACAGCAUUGCAUGUUCAUUUGCGCUUGCGUUUGCAUUUGCGUCGCACGUGCGAACCAGACCUUAGCAGCAGCGACAGGUUUUCCCUCGCUUAGCAGCAGCGCCAUGUUUUCCAUCACUUAGCGGCGGCACUUAAGUUUUCCCGCGCUUUGUAGGGGCAUUGUUGAAAGAAAUUUUAAAAUUUUCUAUGAUCGUUUCUAACAGGAAUACUGGUCUUAUGGACGCAUGACUUGCUCAGGGUACCCGCUGGAUAGUUUAGAUUCUGUCAACAAAGAUGGAAAGUCAGGUAUGCCUGCCAUCAACGAGAUACAGACAAAAAAAGGAAUUUUGUACUGACUAUACCGAUGAUACUAACAAACGUAGCUAAUAACUAUUUAUUCCUAAAUCCUGAUUUAUCUUCCUAGCCUUACGAAUAUGUGUUAAACUUGUGCGUCCAUCCCGGGCGGUGAUGGUGGAAGAGGAUGAGAAGGGGCAAUCCUUGGGAUAAAGGAAAAACCCUGGGGGAGGGAAAAGCCGGAACUUUCACGCUUUUCGCAAUUAGUAGUAACUAUUAUAUGAUUUCUCGUAUUUGACUCCCAGUUUACCUCUUAUCAUCUCAUUGCAUUAUCCCGAAAUUCUGUUCGCGUUCUUUCAUUCUUUUACUCCUUUCUCCCCUGCUUGUCCCCAUCUUGUUACAUCUUUAUCAAAUCGAUUGUCUUCCUUUUCAUUUAGAUAAAGACUCAGCACUGUUAAUCACACUAAAUGGAAAGACGAAUGAACAUUUAGACAUGUUAAACAGUGGGAUCAUCUAUCGGCUUCUUGAGGAGAAAUGGACAACUUUCGCUAGGGUAAGAAUCAAGACUAUGUCGCCUACAUAUUGUAGGCACGCAAUGCGUACAGAUCGAGGCAUAAAAGAACUUUGUCAUGAAAUCAAAAUUCAAACUGUGGGAAACGCCACCAUUCUCAGUGAAACAUAAAAAUAACAGCUCAGAACAUGAAAAAAGGUAUAACAACAAAUACAAAUUGACGCAGGGAUAGACAAACUUAAAGACGAUUGACACGGAUUGCAAUUGUGCUUUUUGAAAACGUUUUAGCAUAACAGUUUUUUCAAAGUUCAUUUUUGUUGUUUGUAGUGUUUAAUAGCACUACUUAAGAGGUAUAUUUGUUCAAAUUUGUCAAGUUCCAAAGCGAAAAAGGACGCACAAUUGCCAUUAGUAACAAUUGACCAAACAACCGUGCGACAGCCCCUUUGAAUGCUGGUGUGAAAAAGGCGACGAAUAGCAGCCGCUGGGCAUGCAAAAAGGCAGCAUGGUAAAACCUGCUUAAUUCGCUAAAGUGGCUUUCCCUUCUUCUUGCAGGGCAAGUUUUACAGACGUCUGUUAUUUGCGGUUCUGUAUCUUCUGGCUUUUAGCUUAUCCAUCUAUUAUCGUCCGAGGCAUCUGGAUUUUUUGAGAAUAGAAAACGGCGAUGAUGUAGUAAGGAAAUCUUUUGUUUUCUACUACUAUCGCACGAACCUCGUUGCUAAUGCAAUAUAGUCUCUUUUCAUGAACCUUUGAUAUACUAGACUGUUCACAGCCCACUAUUUUUCAGUAAGAAGGUCGAGAUCGAGCGCUUUGCGUUAUGCAUGGGCGGCCAUCUUGGAUGAGGUGAAAUCUACUCAUGACCCUGGGGGAAUGAAACCAAGAUGGCCGCCCGUACCGGUAAGCGCUCGAUCCUGACGAUAUUAUGAAAAAAAUAGGAAACUGUGAACAGUCUAUUGAUAUAUCUAGAUUCAAAAUAAUAGAAACACAAUUUGACAGAAUACUAGCAAAAGCAAAACAGAGGCCACUCACGAAUUUUCGACAGUCGUUCACUCAAUUUCAAAUACAACGACCUGACUUCCGGUGAACAGAUGGACGAUCCCACUUUUGCCUUGACUGGGCCAUCUUCACAGUGCAUUGAUGUGGUGGUUCGUAUCUAUGGUCCUGGGUUGGUUACCCUGUGAUUCACCUAGCAUCUCAUCUAGCGUGUGGAAGUCCUGUGGUUUAUAAGGUAAGACAGCGCUGGUAGCCUGCAAAUACAAUCGGCUUUCAUUGCUACCCAUUGCUGGGGAUGAUUUGCGAGUCAACAUUGAUUUACCUCAUCAGUGUGGGAUGUUUGAGGCCAAAACUCAGACGUCUCUCUAGCGAACACCAGCGAUGUGGAGCGAUGACAAUCGGCUGAAAACGCUGGCUAAUAAGGAUGCAGCGUACCCCAAUGGUCAGCGAUUCGGGUUCGGAAUUUGGCGGCCUCAGGUUCAAAUACAAAUUCUGCUAUGACAACUCGCUGGAUUUGCCUCGUGGUGGUCCCGAAUUCAAAUCCCGGGCCAUGCUUUUAAAUAGUUAACUGGUUGCCUUCUCCCUGUUAGGUUUUUAAUCCUGCUUAUGUUAUAUAUAUUUGGGUCAUUAGUUUGAAAUUAUUUGAGUGGAGAACUUAUGAAUUAGCUAGUAACCAAGGGCACUUUAACUAUGAACAAAGCAUUUACCAAGUUAUUUCUAAUGUACUCUUUGUUUUUACCAAUGCUCUUAAAGAGUUCAUCCAUCAACUGUUAAUUUUUAUAUUAACGGUCGACCGCGCAACACACGCGAAUUAACACAAACAGGAAUAAAAGCAAGAGCUGUUUUGUGUGAAUUUUCAGUUCCGUCUUGUGGCCGAAGGCUUCACUGUCCUUGGCGCAAUAAUUUACUUAGUACUGGAAAUCAAAGAUGUGUUGAUUACCCAAGGAAUCACAGCUCAACUAAUUACACUGGUAAGUUUACUAAGUUAUGCAAGAUUAUCUCAGUCUAAAUUAGACUCUUCACUCCCCUAUUCUACCUAAGAUCGUCGGGAUCGAGCGCUUACCGAUCAUCUUGGUUUCAAAUCUACCGAGGGGGCGGGCCCCAGAGUUUUUAGCGUUUUUAGCGGUAAGGCCAGGGGGGCUUUCUCUGAAACCGUCCGCCGCCCGCCAAAGUAGACUCGGUACAGCUGAAACCAAGAUGGCUGCCCGUACGGGUGGGUACUCGACCCCGACGAUCUUACGGAAAAAUAGUGGACUGUGAACAGUUUUCUGCACGUCAGAAAACCUUAGGUACCGGAUUCGGCAGUAUUUCAGUUGCACCUAGGCAGUAAUUUUUCUAGGCAGUAAACCUGACACGAAGUUUGACCCAGAAUACCACUAAGGCGUUUACUGGCAACGUCUCCUGGAUAAAUAUGCGCAACUUUGUCAUUUCGACGCAGGGGAAAAAACGACGUGACGCAAGGAGUAAAUCUUACCUGGCCUGCGUCAAAAAGACAGACUAAAAAGCAAGUAACAUAUGUGCACCCAAGGCCUGGCCAUGCAUGCGCACAGCCACAUCGCCCAAGCAGUGGUAGCCAUUGACAGCUGGUUCGCCCUUGUUAUGGCUGACACUGCCCGUGCGAUAUGGCUGUGCGCAUGCGUGAGCUACAGGCCAAGCCGUGGGUUGGUGUAAGUGUGACACUUGCCUUUAAGUUUGUCUUAGUCCACCUCAGACAACCUAGCAAUUAUCCUCAAUGUGGAUCAAGGUGACGUGGUAUUAAUAAUUCGUUGAUCAGUUGAAUGAUAAAUAGGGUUCGUGCUUAAGCCGUAGUUUCGCAUAACCGUGUUGUAUUCUUAGCUGAUCAUAUGUCAUAGUUAACAGUUUCAUUGGUAUCAAGAACGUGCUUCCCGAAAUAAUGAUCCCUGACUCAAAACAGGAACCCAAAACCUACGCUAAUUACCAACAGCCAGGGCGUCAUUGUUUCUCCUUACGCCCUGUCUAAAGUAUUAGGAAGAACGUUAAUACAAAAGUACUGUAACAGUAUGUUACUUGCUAGUGUUUGCUUGAGUAUUGUGUAUCCGCUUCUUGCUACCUGUUUUUACAGAAUACUGAAUUAUCGAUCUUGUGAUCAUUGGGUUCCUUAUUGCGUUACCUAUUCCAUCCUUAUUUUUCUAGCGUGACGCUCCAGGCAAAUCUCUUUUCCUUGUAUCCUGUAUACUGGUGAUCAUUGCGUUACCAUGCCGUUACCUAGGUCAACGAGAUGCUGAGACAACGAUGAUGAUCCUGGCCGCUCCAAUGGCCUGGUGCUAUCUGCUGUUCUUUUGUAGGUAAGUGGAUUAGUCUGUUGCUUAACCGGUUCCUCACGGUUGUCACGCACCACUUCUCAGCAGACGGAGAUCGGCAUGUGCGCAAAACAAUAAUUUCAUAUCUACGAUCUCACUCUGUCUAUAAGUUUUAAGUCUGGCUGUAGUUGAUCUGGGUAAGAGAAUCAUAGGGGAGGGAGGAAGAGGGGUACUAAGGUUCGAUUACUGUGAGCAGACAGAUGUUCAAAAGGGCGUUCCCUCCCCUACCCCAUUCUUUUCAAACGACGGCCACGUUGGUUAGUGUUUCAGCUUUCUUGGAAGGGAUGUUCUUCAUUGGUUUCGUUUUGUUUUUCAGAGGUUUUGGAGCAAUCGGUCCUUUUGUGAAUAUGAUAUACAGAAUGUGUGCUGGAGACAUGUCAAGAUUCUUUAUCAUUUAUAUAAUUUACGUAGUGGGUCUUGCACAAGGUGAGCAUGCAUUAGAAUGUAAUUCAGUACCCAGGGGCCUGGGUACCAAAGGUAAUUUUUUUCGGGAGCGGCGGGAUACAUCGUAGUCGGGCGACACAAAUUGCGAGCAGAGAAGCUGCCAGAAAUAAAACCGCUGGUACUGUGCGGUAAAUAUAAACAAUUGUCUGAAACCAGGAGCCCAAACUGGAAACGGCGCAAGAAAACUCUCUGGCACCUAGAGUUGUAUUUUAGUUGGUGAAAAAGAAUUUCUUAAGCCAUCCUACCAGCUACAAGAAUCAACAGAGUAUCGGAUUCGUUCAUGGGGACGAGGAAUUUGCUCGGUCAGUUUCCUGGGCAGUUUGAUGAACCAAUGAUUGAAUAGUUCGGUAGCCUGGCAAACUUUCACUCUCCAUGAUCAUGAAAUCAGAAUCUCACUAAAAUUAACCAACCUCGUUCCCAGGGCUUCUCUUAUUUCCUUUCCUAAUUUCUGACGGAAAAGCCCUGGCAACGAGGUUUGCAAAUUGACAGCACCUUUUUACAAUGUUUCCUCUUCAUUUUCCUUCACAGCAUUUUCCUACGUGAUGAAAGGAGUAGAGGGCUAUCAGAAUGAAGGCUAUACUAUUAUGACACUAAUGCGCAUGACAUUUGGCGAGUUCGAUGUAAGUUUUAGCUAAAAUAUAGCUGGAAUGUUCUCUUCAACGUUGCGCCUUGUCAUGAUUAGUUAUUUCAAGGUCAUAUGACCUUAAACAAUGGAACUUUUUCCGGCCAGAAUCUCACUGACUAGCAACAUUCAGUCAAACUCUUUGAUGUUCCUGGGGCCCAGUCUCUCUUGAGUUAACGUCGACGUAAAAACAAAAUAUCAAUUAAAAUAUCUCCUGGCACUGUCUUUGUAGCAAACUCAUUUGGUGUCCCUACUUUUUCCUUAAUCACUUUGUGUGGCUGACAAAUACCUUUUGUUUCUCCGCAGUUUUUCCAAUUCGAUAAAUCCCGGCAUGCAACGUUGGCAAAAAUGUUGUUUUUCUACUUCAUGUUAUUCGUCACAGUUUUACUCAUGAACAUGCUGAUCGCCAUGAUGGCUAACACCUAUCAGAAUGUAAGUGUUACAACUUCACUCAAGCUCCAGAAAAAAAAGUUAUGUUCGCCAAUGUAGCUUGAUAGGAAUUUUGUAAAAACAUUGAUCUGACGCAGUUAGGUUGGGGCCUUUUUUUUUGCUGUACAUCGCCUUUUACCUGAGAAAAAUAAAACUUGAUGAGUAACCGCCUCUUUGCGAGAUAAGUUAUUGACGGACGUGACCAUAGAAACAUUAUAACUUCUCGCCUCAGCCCGCAUGUCAGGUACUGGUUAUCCGGAUUCCGGAAUCCAAGAAAUUUUUGCUUGUGGAAUUCUUGAUCCAGGAAAUUUUUGGCUUGUGAAAUCAGGAAUCUUGGACUUUGGAAUCUGGAAUUCAGCUCCAGGAAUCCGGAAUCGAAGUUUCACUGACAAGGAACGCGGAUUCCAGUACCUGGAAUCCGGAAUCCACAGCGUCGAAUCCAGAAUUCACGACUGUCUCGAGCUAGCUAAUAUGGGGCAAGACUAGCCUGUUAGCAAGCUCUCCAUGUAUGGCGAGCGAAGCAAGCUGCGUGAGAACGCGCGAGCGACCGGCAACAGCUUGCUACUCUCGCGUGACUUCUCGCGACUCCCCCAAAUGGAGAGCUUGCUAGCAGGCAAGGCGCAAGACUUGCAAUCCUCUUCCAAUCCCAUGGCCAUCUACAACAUGGGCAGUUGCUAAAUUCAGCUCAUAAAUAAAGUCAUGUAUCCAAAUAACUGAGCCACUGUAUUUACGUGUUUUUUUCUGUGAUAGAUUAAAAAGAUUAAUAUUCUCUGAGUUUUUCACAAAGAUAGUAAAAACUGACGGAAAAGCGUUUCAAAUCCAAAAUGUCCUCAAAGAAAUUUUCCAGACUGAUAGGCUCCUCAUAUUUUCUUAAAGAAUAAGGUGAAGGAACUUGUAUAAAGAUCAAAGCAUUUCUCAUGCUGAUCUACUCAUCAGAGCAGUAAUUCUUAUAAGCUUUUUUUCUUAACUUUGUAAUGUUACUGUUAGGUUUGUCACUCAUGGCUUUUUUGGGGGCUGAAAAGGUGACUAUAAUUUUUUUGUCCUGCAGAUUUCAGAUCGUUCAGAGAAAGAAUGGAGAAGACAGGUAAAGGUUUUCAACCAAUAAUCUGAACAGUUUGACCAUAGAGUUUCGUCCACAGACUCAAAAGUUAUAAACACAUUUCAUGUCUUCAUAAUUGACUUUGGGAAAAAAUGUAAUCGUCUUUUUUUCCAGUGGGCGCAAAUUAUCAUGGUGUUAGAGCGUUCCGUCAAACCGUCAGAACUGAAGAAACUUCAGGACGAUUACUCGGUCGAUAUGGCUCGAGAGGGGAUUGAGGAGAGAAGGAGAGGUCUUAUGGUGAUUAAAAAGAGCAGUUUGCCGAGUAAAGCGGACAAGCGUAGAACCGCCAUCUUGAAUUGGCAGGUAUGGGUAAUAAUUUGGGCUGGUAAUAUAUGGUAUCAGAACUGACUAACAUUUAAGAAUAAAAAUCAACGAUAAAAAUUUUGAAUGACGUUUCGAUGACUUCGCUCAUCAUUUUCAAAUUCUAAAAAGUUAGAUUGUUAAAAGUUCCGUUUAUGUAUUAAGAAUGCGCGUGAAGUCUCGUUGCACGUGAUUAAAAACUACAAUGUGGAAUGUAAUGAGUGUUAAUUAGGUACUAAAUAGUUUCGCUUUUAUUGAGUCUGAUUGAGUGUUCAGUUUGGGUUUCUUUUCCUGGAUAACUAACAUUUUAGAAUUUGAAAAUGAUGAGCGAGUCAUCGAAACGUCAUUCAAAAUUUUUAUCGUUGAUUUUUAUUCUUAAAUGUUUAUCGAAAGCGUCUGUUAUUAGAACUGACUAAAGGUUAACAACUAGAGGUACGGUAAUCAUUGAUCACGGAUCCGCGUUCGUCACUUACGGAAAAAUUACGGAAACGAAGUCGAGUCGAAAGGAGUCCAGUUUCCCGGCCGAAGUGCCCUGAUAAAAUUAAUAAGGGCGGCUAAUUUGCAGUCGCACGUGAUAGCUCAAAAAUUAUUUCCUUAGUGCCACAGGAACACCAGAUUAGGAUGCGUUGUGACGAAGCGAUAAGGAAUGUCAUUAAACAUGUUAGUUAGUAAGGCUAUGUUCAAAUUUUCCCGAAUAGGUCACCUUGCACCUGCGCGAAAACCAAACCGGAAAGGCCUUCUGUUCACACAUGAGAACAGCGAUUUUGGCGCGAUUUCCAUGAUAGAGCGAAGCUGCGCCGCGCAGAUCUCGAAAUUGGAGCGGUACAUAUCGGAUAGGUUCUGUGCCACGCUUUAGGUGUAAUGUGAACAGGUAUCGGGGACCUUAGCGGAAGUGAAUAAGUAGGAGCAGGGAGGACUGGAAUCCACUGAGACGGAAGUAAAUAUUUAGGAGUCAGGACUGAGAUUUUGUUCACCAAACCCCCCUCGGCCAAACGCUCGAGCACGAAGUUGGAUGUUUGUGAACGACUUGUUCCACUUCUUUGCCGUUGCUGUUCACAGUAUUACUAUAACUGAUAGCUUUUGUCCGGUACAGUGUGAACAGAGCUUCAAGGGUGACCGCAAAACUGACCACGACUCCUAAAAUGAAGGCUUUCGAAAGAAGCGGGAAAGAAUCUCUGAUUAGCUUCCAUUUAAAUUUAAAGGGUUUUUUUUGUUCCUAUAAAAUUUGUGUAAAUUACCUUGGUUAAAGCGUCACAGAAAAAGUUGUGAUCUUCUAGCUUGAAUCUGGUUAACGUUAAAAAUGUAACCGAUAAAAAAAAAUUGUUGUCUGCCCUUUUCCCACUUAGAAUAAUAGUUAUAUAAUCAAAUUAUAAGCCUGUACCUACCUGACUGAGAUAAAGAAACACUGAGAAGACUCUAUGAAGAAUAUCUUGGAUUGUAUGUAGUAAACGUCUUAAACGAAUUUAUAAAUAAACAGUAACCCCUAAAUUUUACUCUCUUUAAAGUUUAAUGUACUUUGAGGAAGUAUUACAGUGUAUAAACAAAUACAUAUCCCUCAAUUGCAACUGAGAACACUUUAUAAACCAUAGCUUACGCCACUUUUUGAUUCUUUAUAACAAAAACGGUUGAAAACACUCGGUUAUGUCAACAGUUUAUUACUAAACACAGAGCUCUGCGAAACGCGAAAUGUGUUAAAAAGGUUCUUUUUGUGCUUUAUGUAUAAAGUAAAUUUUGAAUUCAGCUAACGUCAGAGGUAAACCGGCUAAAUCGCUGUUAACUUAAUUUGUUGUAAUUUAACGUUAACUUUGAACAUUUAAUGCCAGAAUCUUCUCAACGAUUUGGAAGUGCAAAGUUUAAUGGCGACGGACACAGGUAAAAGCCCUUGAGUAUUGCAUGUGUCCACGUGGAAGACACUCAAUAUUGCACAUCAAUAGUGUGAGCACACUGAACACUGUGAUUUAUAAUUCGUUGCACUAAUAUAUAGAUUUAGUCAAGGCUAAAGGCGAAGCACCCGUACUAAAUUUAUAAUUUACUUCAAGCAAUCAACUUGUAACCAUUACAAAGAAAUCCACUUAGAGUUGAGCCCGCGAUCGGUUAGAAACUAGAAACUUGUCAACGGAUAACUUCAAAAGAACACAUAACCUCUAUAGGUCAACACCUGAGCCCGCGAUACGGUCAAGUGAUACUGGUCAACGAAUACCCUGUUUUUGAUAGCUGUCAAUUGACCACAACGUGAAAGUGCAGUAUCAGGUUGCAGGCUCUCACACUGGCUAGAAAGUGCGAGACUUCACAUUGGUUGCUUGUGGUGCGGCCGAACGUCAGUCACGUGACAACCAAAAAUUCUCGGAUGGAUCUAUAGCCAAAUUUUGUUAACUAGUGGGUUCAGUUUUCGUGGAGCUCCGCUAUAAGAACGAAUAACGAUUACUUUAGAGAUAUACCACAUCACCUUAACCUCGUCAGUUUAAAACAAGGAAAUAAGUUUUUAACCGUGGUCAUUGGCUUUUGUUCGGGUGAAAAAAAUCGUGACACAGUCAAUGAAUCUCAAAAAUUGGAACGGAUGAGAACAAUGCAAUCAAACAACUGAUUAGAUUCGAGGGAAGUACACCCAAUUUGCCCCACGUUGCUGGCAGAAGCGUGCUGGAAUCCAUAGGAGGAUUAACCAUGGAAAAGUAAGCAAUCACACAAACGUUGCUGAUCAAAGAGACUCGUAGACAGAAAAAAUGUGAUUGGUACCUGCUCUCUGGUACAACGCAGCGGGUGCCAUGCAUGCGCAGUAAUAACAUCCUUGAUAUCGUCGAUAAGUACCGUCACUCUAUAAACAAUGGUUCUGAUAUGAUUUUAAUGCUAAACUUGACACAUUUAAGUAACUGCUAAAACGAUAAGUUUGAACAGGGGCACCCAACGGCAAUUUUCGGGAAAAUAUCUGUUCGGAAGACGAUUUGAGAUCUAGAAUUUUCGGAGCAUUUGUUGUAAAAUUUCUUGCUUGCCUGCCUCUCCUAGGAUUUUCGAACAUCUACAAAAUGGUAUAAUUACCCAUUUUUAACGGAUUUUGACCCAAAAAAAGGCCACCUAGAAUUUUCGGGAGCCUUUUCCUGGCUGAAAUUUUCGAGAAGGUAAGUUUUUAUCCCUAUAAUUUUCGGAUCACUAGACGUUCAGCUAGGAAAUCCGAACAGAUGAAAAGUUUUUAGGGGAUAAAAAUAUGCCUAUAUCUACCGUUUGAAUACUAAAAUACGUUUAACAAUGCUAUGUUAAGUGGUUUUCAACUAUAUCCUCGUUGGGUGCCCCUGUUUGAACUGUGUAUCUAAAACAUGAUACACCUAACAUGAUUGUGUCAUAAAACUACUGCUUUCAAUCAUAAAUGGCAGGAGCUGUAAAUGGUUAAUUGCUGACAAAUUAAACUGUUUUCUUGUGGAUAAAAAUUAUUAACUAAUGCCUCAAUGUCUAAUAAGAAGUUGAUUGAUACACGAUACUGUGCACUGUGCAUAUUUUUACCUCUUUCUACUCAAGCAUGGCUUGACUGAUUUUGCAUGUUUUGAUAUUUAAGGGCAUUUAUAAUGUUUUUUUACACAGGUUCUGGGAGUUGACUCGGUCAAAAAUAGGCUUCAAGAACAAGCAACGCAAAAGCGGCAAAGACCACUUCCAGCAGUGUCCACGUGAAUAUCACGUGGUCAUACGCAUGCCGGCAAUACAACACGAGAAAAACAUGCGGAUGACGCGUGAGCUUUGCCAGAAAAGAAGGAAAAUAAAAGCGAGGCUACGCCAUUUGCUAUGUUAUUGAAUAAGUAUGAUACAACAAAAAAACAGAAAAAAUUGAAAGAGAGGCAAUGCACCAUAGUGGCCACGUGAUUGUCGUGUGCAAGUCAUGAGCGGUGCAUCAUGUGCACUUCACGUGAGUUUGGUUGAGGAACUGUAGUCGCAUUAUGACCAUUUAUGAGGAGUACACUACUGUAAAAAUUUAACACUUGAAUGAAAGCAACGGACCAAAAGUGGUUUACAUUCGAAGAUAUAAUUUAAGAAUUAUUAAACCUA
Porites lobata is the source of this 14719-nucleotide messenger RNA. The record is from the annotation of a GenBank genome assembly. Lineage: Eukaryota; Metazoa; Cnidaria; Anthozoa; Scleractinia; Poritidae.